ACGUGAACUUGAUCCGAGUUAAUAUUUUGAAAUAGAAAAAUCAAAAUGAAGACGCCGAAAAAUAAAUCAAAGAAGAGCAAUGCUGACAUAAAGCAACAAGAUAAAGCAGUGGACGUGUCAGAGGAAAGUAAAACAGUCAAAAAGAAGCCAAAAGUAAAGAAAACAAAAGCCACAACCGAUACAAUAAAGAAGGCGGCUGUGGCGGAAGCGAAAACGAGCCCAAAGAAUUUAACAGCCGCUGAUUUAGCAAAGAUCAAGAAGAAGAAGGCCAAGAAGCAGGCACAAAAACUCAAAAAAAAGGAAAACAAAUUGGCAAGCAAAACAACAGCAACAGUGGAAAUUGAGAGUGAAAAGGUUAAGUCGGAGCCCAAAGCAGUGGUAACAUCAAAUAAAGAGCAGAAGACUCCUGCCAAGGAAAAAAAGCCCUCCAAAACGAAUCCCAAAAAGGAAAAGAAGCUCAAGGCGAAGGCAAACAGGAAAACGAAUGACAAAGAUGAAGAUGAAGUGAAGCGGGAGCGGGAUCCAGCUGCAGAAGCAGCGACCAUAUUUAUUGGAAAUCUUCCCAUAAAUACGAAACGUGUGCAAUUGGUGCGUCUGCUGCAGCCCUUCGGCACCGUGAACUCCAUCCGCCUGCGCACGGCUGGUGGCAAGCAUCUGUUCAAGCACAAGCAGCGCAAAGAGGCCGGCUCCUUAAAUGCCUACGUGGUGCUCAACAGUGCGCAGGUGGCGGAGAAGGCACUUGCUUUAAAUGGCACCGAAUUCAAAGAGAAUCAUUUACGUGUGACGCCGGCUGCAAAAGCCGGAACAACUGCAGGCAAUGAUCUAUCAUCAGCAUCGUCAGCACCCAGCGAUGCGGAUAACAAGCGCACCAUAUUCGUUGGCAAUCUGAAAUACUCUGCGAAUGAGGAAAAGCUGCGUGAGAUCUUCUCCAGCUGUGGCGAAAUCGACUAUAUACGUUGUCUCCAUGAUGGCGAGCGGGGUUGUAAGGGUGUCGCCUAUGUCUGCUUCCAGCAGCCGGAUGCAGUCGGUCUGGCACUGGAGCUAAACGAGACGAUGCUGGACGAGAGACCAAUCCAUGUGGAACGCUAUGCAGUUAAGAAACUGGGUGCAAAGCAGGCACGCGAUUCAGCUGCGGCUGCAGCCGCCAAAGCAACUCCCCAAAAAUCAAAGAAAAUGCUAAAUUCGAAAGGUGCCCAGAAGCGCAUCGACAAGAGACAAAAUAAAGCCAAUGGAAAACCAGCUCAAGCCGCAAACAAAAAGAAGUCCGAUUACAGAGGCGUCAAAAUGGAUGCCAUCAAAAAGGACAAGAAACCCAAAAAGAAAUCCAACAAUCAAAUGAACGCAUUGGCCAAGAAAAUAGCGCCAAAGCCCAGCAAAUGACUUGAUUAAAUUUAUGUUUUUAGGCAUUAAUGUAAAUAAUUUACAAGCACCAGAAAGCAACUACUGUUUUUUUUUAAUGUCUUAGAUUUUACUUAAAUUCAAAUAUAAAAUUAUUAAAAAGGAGGCCGUUAAA
Messenger RNA from Drosophila grimshawi, 1513 nucleotides. Its product is annotated as nucleolar protein 12. The record is from RefSeq and is a predicted model, not a curated record. The transcript is spliced from 3 exons. Gene Ontology annotation, molecular function: RNA binding. Bases 46 to 1380 code for a protein of 444 amino acids. Lineage: Eukaryota; Metazoa; Arthropoda; Insecta; Diptera; Drosophilidae.